UCACACAUAAUCUUAUCGGCACAAUCGAAAAAGUCUUUCGAAUAUGCCCAAUCCUCUCAGACCAUUAUCGAAGGUCAAAUGGAUGGAAGAUUGGUUAGACAAGAUGACCUUCUUAGCUUUGGCGACAGUACAUUCCAAGUGGUAAUGUGCGAGCCUGUUCUGCAAGGAAUAGCUUCGCAAGAGGAUACAGAAGUUUUUGUCACGUAUGAUGGUCAAGCUGAAGACAUAAAUGAACAGACAGGGAUGUCGAACCUGUCUCGCUCAAGUGCAAUCAAUGGGAUACACGACACAAGCAACAUCGUAGUGGACGAGCACUUCUUCACCAAAGGUGUUUUGGACAGUCUAGAGAGCAAUGUGGAUGGCACAGCAGGAGGCAGCCUUUUCACCGAUACAUCAGGGACUAAUUUUCAACCUUUUCCUGUUCAAGAUAUCGGCGUGAUAAAGGAUGCAUUGCGUUCGUGGUCAUCAAGAGCAUGGCGUGAUAUGUCCGGCUUUGAUGUUGAUAAUUGUAUCUUGUUGGACGAAUCAACUUUUCCUCAAUUAGGCUCUUUUGAAGGAGAUUGGGCUUUGGUAGAAGUAGAAAAUGAAGGGAAGGCAAGAGCUGUAAAGAUUCUUUGUGCGCCUAGAGGAUUUCAAGCUCAGUUACAGCAUCAGGCACAGCAGGGCAAGCUCAUUGGAGUGAACCCUUCGUCUCCAUUUGCUUUCCUUUCGCCUCUCUUGUUACAAAAUUUGUAUCAUAUCGGCCAAUUCGAUCCGUCUAGGGACACAGCUAAAGCAAUUACCCUACGAUCAUUAGGAUCAUGGCAAAUGACAAACACGACACAGAAUCGAUCUGAUGCUCUGCCCGAUUGUCCACUACCUUUACCUUUCGCUGAUUCACUAACAAUAUCACGAAUCGCCGGACCUUUGAGCAUCAAUAGAAAGUAUCAAAAUCUAUUCUUGGGUGCUUUGCGGACCUAUUUUGAAGGUGGACGUAGAAUUGUUCAACAAGGUGACAUUUUUGCCGUUACAUUUGAUAAGAGCAAGAUUCGUUGGGCGGUAGAUGAUGGGAACGAAGACGAUACAGGGGAUAAGAACAAGAAUAGCACAAACAACGAUGAAGAAGCAUAUGAUAUCACUUUACCAGCUCCUGGUCACCAGAACUCUUCCCAAUCUACUGGAGUGGUUUACUUUUGCGUGAGUGACGUGACGCCUGAGGUGUCCGAGCCAAUUUCCAAUAACGAUGGUCAGCCAAUGCAAACCGAUCUGUGGAUUCAUGAGAUGGCAAGAACGGGACAAUUUGGUUGUGCUGUGGAUACUAUGUUGACGAAAAUGGUUCAAUCCGGAGUUACACAUUCUCGUGUGAUUGAUUCACAGCAAUGGUUGAGUACAGCUUCCGAUACACCCCCUUUGCCGUUCACGCCUUCUCCCUUGACGACAGCAGAGAGUGUAUUCGGUCGUUUGUUACUGUUGGUCAAGGCUACCUUAUUACCUGAUGCAGCCGAUUAUGGUUUGCAUCUAAGUGUCUUACUCAAAGGCGCUAGAGGAUGCGGAAAGAGAACGAUUGCCAGAUGGGUCGCACAGAAGACGGGAGUUCACAUAGUAGAAUUGAAUUGCUACGACUUGAUUGCAGAUACAGAUGCAAGAACGGAAGGUAUUCUAAGGGCAAGAUUCGAACAGGCUGCUGGAUGUGCCCCUGCUAUUUUGCUCUUGAGGCACGUAGAAGCAUUGGCAAGAAAGAGUCAAGCAUUAGAAACAGGCCAAGAGCCAACGAUGACUACGGUCUUACAAGAUUGCAUGACAAACGCAUCGACGAACACACAAGCACCCUCGCCAAUCGCGGUGAUUGGUACUACGGGAGAUGCAGAUCGCUGUCCGACGGGUGUCUUGGCAUGUUUCCGACACGAGUUAAACUUUGAAGCACCCAAUGAAGCAGAGAGACGAGCCAUAUUGGAUACCUGUUUGCGAGAUUCAACUUUGAGUGUUGAUGUAAGCUUAAAGAGUAUGGCAACGCAAACGGCAGCUUUGGUUGCUUCUGAUCUUGUGGAUCUUGUUGGUCGUGCAAGAAUGGCUGCAAUUGAAAGGGUGACGAAACAAGAGGGUGAAGCAGACGUGGCAGGCAAUACAACAAGCAACAAUCACCUUGAUCCAAGUAUAGUGGAAGCAGGAGUUGCCUUGACAGGUAAUGACUUUGAUGUUGCUUUGAACAAAGCACGGUUGAGUUAUAGCGAAAAUAUUGGUGCACCAAAAAUUCCUAACGUCACUUGGGACGAUGUUGGUGGUUUGAUCAGCGUAAAGGAUGACAUUUUGGAUACUAUUCAAUUACCUUUGGAGCAUCCUGAAUUGUUCAGUGAUGGAUUAAAGAAAAGAAGUGGUAUUCUUUUAUAUGGUCCACCGGGAACGGGAAAAACAUUGCUGGCAAAAGCAGUUGCAACUUCUUGCUCAUUAAAUUUUUUCAGUGUAAAAGGGCCGGAAUUGCUCAACAUGUAUAUCGGUGAAUCAGAAGCAAACGUUCGUAGAGUUUUUCAACGUGCUAGAGAUGCAAAACCUUGCGUUAUCUUUUUUGACGAAUUGGAUAGUAUUGCGCCAAAGCGUGGUAAUCAAGGCGAUUCAGGAGGUGUGAUGGAUCGAAUCGUGUCACAAUUGUUGGCCGAAUUGGAUGGAAUGAGCAGUGGAAGUUCGACAGCAGAUGUCUUUGUGAUCGGAGCGACAAACAGACCGGAUCUCUUAGACCCUGCCCUUUUACGACCGGGAAGAUUUGACAGGAUGUUGUACCUUGCCGUUUCGCAAACUCAUUCGGAACAAUUAAACAUCUUGCAAGCAUUGACGCGAAAGUUUAAACUGGACGAAGAUGUUGGCGAUCUUUCAGUCAUCGCUGAACAAUGUCCGAUGAACUUAACAGGGGCGGACUUCUAUGCACUUUGCAGUGAUGCGAUGCUGAAGAGUAUGACAAGAAAAGCAGAAUGGAUCGAUGGUCAAGUUGCAUUGUUAAACGAAGAGAUAAAAGACAAGGCAGAGCAAGCAGCCAAAAAUGGUGUCCCAUUCGAAUCUGAUCAUCCAAUCCCGCUUACGCCUCAAUAUUACCUUGAUGAGAUCGUAUCUCCAUCAGAUUUGGAUGUCAAGGUGUCUAGAGUUGACUUUGAAGCUGCUUUGUCUGAAUUAGUGCCAAGUGUUAGCUCACAAGAGAUGGAACAUUACAGAUCUGUACAGCAAAAGUUCUCCAAUACAGACUCAAAGAGCGAGACUGAAGAUCAACCGACGAAAAAGUCAAAAGGCAAAGGGAAGGCAAAAGCAGUAGAUUGAGAUGUAAGAUGCAUUAAUUAAUAAAAUGUUUUAUGUAGUUACGUAGCGUUCCUGAAUGGAAUAUGGCCAUCUUGCUUAGGCAGAUAAAGUAUC
Molecule: messenger RNA, 3375 nt
Organism: Meira miltonrushii
Lineage: Eukaryota; Fungi; Basidiomycota; Exobasidiomycetes; Exobasidiales; Brachybasidiaceae
Product: AAA-domain-containing protein
Exons: 3
Coding region: 79-3282 (1067 amino acids)
Biological process (GO): protein import into peroxisome matrix
Cellular component (GO): cytosol; peroxisomal membrane
Molecular function (GO): ATP hydrolysis activity; ATP binding
Source: RefSeq, a predicted model, not a curated record